Molecule: messenger RNA, 4022 nt
Organism: Xenopus tropicalis (tropical clawed frog)
Lineage: Eukaryota; Metazoa; Chordata; Amphibia; Anura; Pipidae
Product: coiled-coil domain-containing protein 77
Exons: 4
Coding region: 2126-2749 (207 amino acids)
Source: RefSeq, a predicted model, not a curated record
CUCCCAUCACAUUGACAUCACAUUGACAUCACAUUGACAUCACAAUUUCUUUGCUCCACUGUGUAAAUAGUGGAGCAAAGGUGAUGCACGCUUACCUCUCACUACCAUGGCAACCAUGGACUGUACCAACUGUCACUUUCAUUACAGUAAUGAUGCAUCUUUGUUAUUUGAUUAUGACAAGAAGCUUGAAAUUUGAUACUUGAACCUUUCCUAGUGGGAAGGCAGCUCUCAUCCCAGUGACAUCACAUGACAGGCGCUGCUGUUAAAGGGGAAGUGUACCCUUUUGACGAGUGAGCUUUUUAUGGGCUUUGUUUGCCCUUAGAUGGGCAGUACAUACAUAGCUUAUUGUGUACCCAGAGCAUUGCCUUGUACGUGUGGCCCCUGCCAUGUACCCUAUUGCCCCCCACAGCCUAGCCUAACUGACUUGCAGGUGUAUUGGGUGCAUGUGCAUGUCUCUUUACAUGUGACUGUGGCUCACGAGUAAGAAAGGUUGGGGCUCCUUUCUGAUAGUUGUACACCGCUGCUAUUUCCUGAACAUGUGCGAUUCUUUCAGAGAUAAAUGAAUGAUCCUUUCCAGUUUUACUCCGCUUCUCCUGUGUGUAUUCCCUGAUCCCCUCCCUGGUCUCAGUGGGCAGUAGUAUUAGGACUGGAUCACUGAGGACCUGGAAUUAGAGAAAUAUAUAUUUUCUGGAUGGUUUUAUGGCAGCGAUGGAUUGGACAAUGUUUAAUGAGUUUUAAUUUGUUUUCAUUUAAAAUCAAAUAAAGACUAUGGAAGCACCUUCCCGGUAUACUAGGGGCACAUUAUAAUGAAAUCUGGCCCUGGCUAUACAAAUCUGCCUUUGGUUUACAUACUAACAAAUGUACAUGUAUCUGGCUGUACCAGACAGAACACCUGCACCUCUGACCUUGUGCCUUAUAUAAGGUAUGGGGUGCGGAUCUGCAUUUUACAUUAGUGUAAUAUAGCCAAUGGCACCCCAGCACAUACAUUUUAGAGGGUGCAGUGGGAGUCAAAUUGCUAGUUUGGAGCACCCAAUGUUUUCACCUUAUCCCAUGGCAGAAGUGCCCCUGUAUAAGGAACAGAACCAGUGGCUAAAUCAGGGGUGGGCAAACUGCGGCCCGCGGGCCACAUCCGUCCCGUUGGUCUUUUUAAUCUGGCCCGUUGGUCUUUUUAAUCUUGCCUGCCGACUCUCGCGCGAGACUUGGACUAACGCUGGCCCAGCCCGUCUGUCAACCCCCCGGCCCAUCUUUUGGCCCCUUAGCCAAAAGUUUGCCCACCCCUGGUCUAAAUGUUCUAGGGAGUAGAAAUGCUGUGUAUUUAGCAGCCAAAGCUAGCCAUGUAUGGGCUGACAUAGGCUGUCAAAUUGGCCCCUACAUAUAAGGUCAAGAUCUACUUGGCCUCUUUAUGGGGCCAAAGCAAAGGCCUGCCCAGUCAGGAAUAUAUAUUGUGGGAAUCAGCAAGAUAUACAUCCAUGAUGGGAAAGGUGCAAAUCACUUGGUGCAAAAAAAUUAAAUAAAAACAAAUUCAACAGUAAAGUUAUUGCCAUCAUUCAAACAUUAGCUUUGAUGAUUAGAUAAAAAGGAAGAUGAAGGAACCUGAUUGGUUGCUCAUUUUUUUAGUAUGGAGUGAUUCGGAUCCUGUUGGGCUGACCCAGAAAUAAAAAAUAUCAAUUCCUGAGACCAGUCAUUGCCAGAGUAGCCAUUUACAGACUGUAUGUAGAGGGAAAGUCUGGUAAAUCUUACAUCAAUAAUGAUAAUAAACAAUUAUAAUACAUAUAUUGCGUGAAGAUAAAGUCAUUAUGACACAAUUCGUUUUUGAAUCUAACGCAACCUGAGAGAAUUGUAGUUUAAACACAUGUGGGUAGCGCCGUCAAGCUGUAAUAGAAAAAACUACAAUUCCCAGAAGACACCUGGCGGGAGGGCCGGCUGACUCAAGUAUUGCCCUAGCUGAUUGGAUGCUUCAAUGGUUCUGUAUUGACCUGGGUGCGUGAUUGGUUAAGCUUGCGGAGGCGGGUUGUUUGGAUGGUGCAGUUGAGAGGAAGGCAUCUGGCGGUAGGGGACCCGCGUAGUACCUUGUAACAGAGCUCGUAAGGUGGGGUACAGGUCUCCUUCCCUUCAAGAUACCACCAUGAGCUCCAGCCACACCCAGAAGAACCGAGGGGACUCCACUCCGCUGCCUCCAAUCAACGAGCGCCUGGCUUUCCUGCGGCCGUCCAGAGAGCUGUUAGAGUAUUACCGCAAGAAGAUCGCUGAGUUUGAUGAGGAACACGAGGAUCUGGUAAAGCAACUGGAGCAAUACAAAGCUACCUUUGAGGAGCAGGCUGACGCCAGACUGGAACAGCUCGUAGGGGUAGAGGAUUCGGUCAUAGUGCAACUUCAGAAGAGAGCCUGUGCCUUUGCCUGGCUGGUAUCCCAUCCGAUUGCCCACCUGAGACCAUUUCUUCUCUUUAGUGACAACCUCAAAGCCCCCCUCACUGGAAACCACCUGGAGCUAAAAAGGAAAGAAGCAAUCGGUCGGAUGCGUCCGAUGAAACUCAGGAGAAUUCCUCCCAGCUGGGCUCGAACACCGGGCAUUCCGGAGGGGGCACAAAUUCGAUGUAGGCGGCCAUUCCAAACAAGUGUUAAUCCUCAGGUGGGUAUAGAACUAGACAAGCGGUAUAGUGCGGAUAAGCAUCCCAGAUCUUGCUUGGAUAAAGCCAGAGGCUCCUUUCUCUGUCAUGAAGUAACGUCCCUCAUCGAGUUUUCUCUGUGAUCCUUCACUACAGCCACGGAUUUACUCCCCGUCUCUCCUGUUCCCUCAGUAACCAGUGCCUGAUGUUACCAACACCGGAGGAAGCAAAUACAGUCUAACACUUAGGGAUUCCCUGAGACUGUUGACAAAAAGAUCACUUUAUUCACCUCGCUGGUGGUUGUGACACUGGGCUAACGUUGAGUUUGCACCCCAAUAUCUACAGGUACUCCCUGUGGCUUUUAUUACUGUAUCUCCCACAGCCCCCGGGACAGCAGGAACCCCCCUGUGAAGCCCACAGAGUCCCCUAAUUCUGCCACAGAGGCAGGCAGAUACUUUUGCUGGGACAAUCAAGACUCCCAAAUAUCCAACCCCCAGUUCCAUAUAAUAUAACGAGCUCUUUAUUUCAGUUAUUGGGGUACUCAGGGUGCCAAAGUUCCACUUUUUACUACUAGUUACUUUUGCUGAGACAAUCAAGACUCCCAAAUAUCUGACCCCCAGUUCCAUAUAAUAUAACGAGCUCUUUAUUUAAGUUAUUGGGGUACUCAGGGUGCCAAAGUUCCACUACUUACCUGACUAUGACACCCCAAGUCCCAGAGUCACCUUGUAGCAAUUCCCUAAGUUAGAAUUAAUUUCUAAUUUCAACAGACACCUCCUACCAGAAAGCCCCCAGUCUGUGCCACUAGGGUCUCUGCAGCCUCGUUUUGAAAGGCCCAAUGAUGUGCCCCCUCUCAGGCAACUUCCUGUUGCAAUUGCCCCCCCUGGGGCUUCCUAGUACCCAGUCCCCUUCCUGAAGCCCAGCAGCUCCUUCAGCACAUCCAGUACUUACAGUAAAUUCCAGGCUCCAGUCCGUAUCAUUCCUAGGUCCAUAAAGUCCUGAUGCAACUUUGUAAUGUGAAAUUGGGGCCCUAAAGGAUUAAAGAGGCUGGUUGUAUAAUCUCCAGGUAUCCCUCCGCGCUAGUUAAAGCUAUGUGGAUUAAUAACAGCCUGUAAUGUGAAAAAUAGCCGAUAGAUGGCGCUACAUGAACAUUCCUUUAGAUAAAGGAGAUCUUCACCUGGUUUUGCAAACGGUUGUUUCAUCCGUGUGUAAAAAGUUUUUACAAUUCCAGAACUGGAGUAUAAUCUAUAGAAUGGCUGCGAAUGGGGGUGGAGUUGGGAUAAAAAUGGAAUUAAGUGUCACAAAUGUUCACACGCCUAUUUCCUAUGUAGAGGAAAAGUUAAAUCAAAAUCUUUCAUUAGCAAUGAUAAUUAUAAUGUAUUAAUGAAAUUAUAAUACAUAUACUGUUAUGAAGAUAAA